Molecule: messenger RNA, 3138 nt
Organism: Trichobilharzia szidati
Lineage: Eukaryota; Metazoa; Platyhelminthes; Trematoda; Strigeidida; Schistosomatidae
Source: the annotation of a GenBank genome assembly
CCACUGUGGAGGUUGGUUUCUUCUUGGAACAUCUGAAGGAGAAUGAGCAUCAGUGUUAGGGGACGCCAGAAUUCAGGGAAUAAAUGUGUGAGGCGGAUUUCACAUGGUUUUUAGAGUUCUGCUGGUGUUCAGUUCUCUCUGACGACAAUAUACUCCUUCAAGUUAAGUCAGUGUGUAUACUUUUUGGAGCUAAUAUAUUCUAUCCUUCCCUCUAGGAGAAGAAAGGCAAUGUAGCUGGUUGAUGACUGUUCGAGGGAAACGCCAUUAUUCUGUCAAAUUCUCAAAAGAAGAGCUCAUAAUUUCACCGUCAGAUCCGUUAUCCUCGCACCACUCCCUUUGGAAUCAAGCUAAUUUAAGUUAGGUGGGUGGUGGGAAAUGUUCAUUGAAGCUUACUAAAGAACAGCGGUUUCCAACUCAAACCUUGAAGUCAGCCUAAAGAGAUAAUGUGGCUUGCAGUAGAUGGUGUACAGGGUAUUGUAUGUUGAAGUUCAUUACACAACACUGGAUAUUGAAUAUUGUUUAAGUUGUCAUUAUUCAGUUUCGGUUGUGGCUUCUUGCACUUCCGCCAAACUUUGAAAUGGAGGAUUUGCGUAGACAACGCAUUUUGGAGAAUCUAGAACUGCUGGAAAAAUUCACCAAAAUAUCACCUGCAGAUGCUGAUAAGGUCAAAGAAAUGUAUGGUAUCAAGAAGCCGAAGGUGUCUGCCUCAUGCACACGUACAAAGUCAACGGAAAGAAGGUUGACGAAGCGAAAACCAACAAAGCCUGUAGUCCCACCACACAGCUCAAAGCCAAAAAGAAGGAGAAGAAGGUCCGAACUAUCUUCAGAUAGUGGUAGUGACUGCCUAAGCAGUGGUGAUGAGUGGGCACCUGAGUUACGAAGUGGAUGUAGCGGGACAACUGGGGAAAUCUCAGGUGAAACAGAAGCCCACUCCGGAACUCUUAGAUUGAUGGAGCUUACCGAUUCUGAAGGCAGUCGUUAUCCGAAGAGAAACAUAGAACGGCCAAACUACGCUGCAGAUAUAAAGAUCCCCGAAGAUGAUAGGUACCUGUAUUGCUACACAUGCAAACGCUCAGUGAUGGAUGGCUGUUUCGAGCAUCCUGUCCGAUGGAUUGAAAACUUACCUUUGUUUGUUUGCAAAGAAGCAGAGGAUAAGUUUGCUUUCCACCAGAAAACCAAGUGUGUAUGCGGACAGUCGUAUUAUGAGCACACGGCGAAAACUGCACCUGGAGAAUGGAUCAAGAUUUUGAGAUCCCGAAUUCCUGGUGCGGGCCUUGGCGCUUUUGCCAAUGCAAAGAUAGAGUGCGGUACAAUCUUCGGUCCAUAUGGUGGACAGGUUGCUUAUGUGGAUGAAAUGAGUAGUGAUGAGCAACUCAAAAGAUCACGCGGAGGGUAUGCAUGGCUUGUAAGAGCAAAUGUAGAUGGUGUCAGGCCACACUUGAUUGACGCUCGAAACUGUUUGAAUUCUAACUGGUUAAGAUUCGUUAAUUGCGCCAGAUUCGAUGAGGAGCAAAACCUCGUGACAGUUCAAUAUAGGGGGAAGAUAUACUACAGAGCAUGCAAAGAUAUUCCGAAAUUUCAGGAGCUUCUGACGUACUACGGAAAGGAGGUAAGCUUUCAUCUCUCAAUUUCUAAGCACCAUUGGAAUAAAAUUUAUUUUUAAAAUAGAAUAUCCUGUUGCCAUGUGACUUGAGAUUUGUAGGUGGCUUCUUUUAAAAAGCCGCAGACGAGUGAGAAGUGUGUCUCAAUAAUGAGAGAAAGAGCGAAUUCACAGCUAAAAUUGAUAUCAUUCUAUUUCACAGGUUCUCAUCAUCUGCAGACUACCUGAAAUUAAAGUGCCUAUAGAUAAUGGCAAUAACAAUUCAAUGUUUGAAUAGUGGUAAAGAAAUCAUCAUAAAAUCAACGCAUCUGAAAUUUAAGCACUGCAAUUUUUGGUUUAAGUUACCGUCAGUUAAUAUGCUUUCAAAAUAGAAAAGCAGGUGGGGUGGGGGUGGAGGAGAAGAUAGAAAACAGAAAAAUCUAAUAAACAGUUUUAGCAUGUAGGUUUGCACAGCAACUCAAGAAGGUUAUUGUUCAUAAAAUUGAGAACUUGCUCAGUGAGUUGAAAUCACUAAUAUGGAUGACUAAUCAAUGUAAUCAAAAUGCAGUUACGAAGGUAGUGAGAGAUUGAUUACACCCUCUUUCUGUAUGUAUAAGUUUGGUUUGAAACGCUUGAUUGCAAUUGUUUCAUCAAAUAGUAUUGAAUUUUCCGUCCUUUGUACGUUUAAUAUUUUGAAGGACUUAGAAAUGUUGACGAAAUGGCCCGUGUCCACAAGGUGUCUGUUAGUUGCACUUUGCGAAUAUCUGCGUCCUUUAAUUCAUAAGUUUCUUAAGUUACGCUCUGAAAGCCGGAUGGAAGCCAUUCUUUCGUCCCUGCAGUGUCCUUGCUCCCGGAAAUGCACGUAAAUUUAUAGACGCAGUUGGAGGUGAAAUCAGUAGGGCUUUUAUCCAGUCUAGACUUCCUUAUGGAGCACGCGGUGCUGUAUUGUGUGGCGUUACGAGCUUAGGCACAGGGAAGCAUUUUUUAUUGCUCCUUUCAUUCUCUUGUCAAUGUUUUGUGAUACCGCAUUUCCUCUGAAUGGGAGACAGAUGAUCACUUUCCAACAGUUGGAUGCUUGGUUUUCUCGUCGUUUUCUUUGUUGUACUUUUGGAUAAAUCCUGUUUGUUACCCAAUUCCCCUUAGGCAUUUUUAACACGACUUGAUUGAUUCUUCUUCCAUCUUGUUGGGCGAACAUAACUUCCUGGCUCUGUCCCUACUAAUCCAGCCUUAUAGCUUUAGGACAGAAGUCGAUAUGUCGAUGAUACAUUUGUUGUUUGUAACGAAAUGAAUGAGGCAUUUGUAUUAUUUGACCGUCUUAGUAUGAUCCACCCAAACAUUCAAUUCAGUAUGGAAUAUGAACGCAACGAUGAGCUGAAUUUCCUGGACCUAAUGCAAGAAGCAGAAAUGAUGGUACGGUCGAAAAAUCCAUCUACAGAAAAGAAACCUGAACCGGAGAAUAUCUUCACUACAACAGCUUCUGUAGUAGUAGUCUCUCAUCUCCUCUCACAAUCUUCUCCAUAUCAUCCUCGGACGCCCCUGAACGACUGACUGAUUUCAAC